Molecule: messenger RNA, 1026 nt
Organism: Nannizzia gypsea CBS 118893
Lineage: Eukaryota; Fungi; Ascomycota; Eurotiomycetes; Onygenales; Arthrodermataceae
Product: acetyl esterase
Exons: 2
Coding region: 1-1026 (341 amino acids)
Molecular function (GO): hydrolase activity
Source: RefSeq, a predicted model, not a curated record
AUGCCAACCCAGAGCGACCUCACCAUUGAUGUCACCAAGUUUCAUCCAAGCAACGUCACCGAGGAAGUAAAGAAAGUGAAUACAUUCAUUGAGAAUGUGACUAAAAAUGGGCCGAAGUGGGAUGAAGUAGGGGCAGAGAAAUACCGGCAAAUGCGAGAGACAGGCGAGACACCUCUACCAGUGCCAGUCUACCUUUCAGAUGCUAUAGACGCAACACUACCAUCAAGAGAUGCUGGCCGUGAUAUUCCUUUACGUGUAUUUCGGCCAGAGAAUGGUCUUCCAAGCAAGGGUAUCUAUCUCCAUUUUCACGGAGGAGGGUUCGUAUUAGGGACCCACAAACAUUCGGAUACCCCUCUGAAAAUGUAUGCCAAUAAAUGCCAGCUUACCGCUAUCUCAGUUGGGUAUCGCCUCGCCCCAGAAGACCCCUAUCCAGCCGGUAUAAAUGACUGCGUUGAUGCCGCAGAGUACCUCAUUGACCAUCCGGAGGAAUAUCAAGCAAAGUUGGCUCUUGUGGGCGGGGAAUCAUCUGGUGGUUGUCUAGCAGCAUUGACUGCAUUUCAGCUUAUGCGCUCACGCCCACAACAUCAACUCGCAGGCCUGAUCUUCCCAUACGGCUGGUUUGAUAUAUCUCUUGGUCUACCAAAAGUGACCUCAUUUACAAGACCGCUGGUAAUCAACCUUGAAGCGAUGCAACUUUUCGCUAAUGCCUAUGCCCCUAAUAAAGAAGAGAGGAGGCAUCCUCAACUCUCACCACUAUAUGAGGACAUGCAGGCCCUGGCUUUACAAUCACCUAGCUUAUCACUCCCACCAGCACUAUUCCUAUGUGGAACAAACGACCCAUUGCUGGAUGAUACCCUUCUUAUGAAUAUGAAAUGGAUGAUAGCAGGUGGAGAGUCUGUUCUAAAAAUUUAUCCAGGAGCUCCUCACGGAUUCAACGCUUUCCCUGGAAAGAUGGGAGAGGAUGGAAAGGCUGUCAUUCUUCAGUUUAUGCAGGAGAAGUUAGACGCUGCGACGCAGAGGAAUUGA